GUACCAGCACCUCGACUUCUCUCCCUGGAACACUGUCUAAACUCCAGGGGCCAUAGACCAAGCUGAGCGAUGGGUGCUGAGGAGGAGGUGCUGGUCACACUAUCAGGGGGAGCACCCUGGGGCUUCCGACUUCAGGGGGGGGCCGAGCAGAGGAAACACUUGCAGGUGUCCAAGAUCCGAAGACGUAGCCAGGCUGGCAGAGCAGGACUCCGAGAGAGGGACCAGCUCUUGACAAUCAAUGGGGUCUCUUGCACCGGCCUCUCUCAUGCCAGUGCCAUGAGCCUCAUCGAUGCCUCAGGGAAUCAGCUUGUCCUCACUGUGCGGCGGGUAGCAGAUGAGGGGUCUGUGCGCUCUCCAUCCCCUGGUGAGCUUCAGGUGCUGUCACCCUUAUCUCCGCUGAGUCCUGAGCCCCCUGGUGCUCCAGUUCCCCAGCCUCUUCAGCCUGGGAGCCUUCUCUCACCUCCCGACAGUGAGGCUUACUAUGGAGAGACAGACAGUGAUGCUGAUGGUCCUGCCACCCAGGAGAAGCCCCGCCGACCCCGCCGCCGAGGCCCCACGAGGCCCGCCCCUCCGGGUGCCCCACCUGAUGAGGUCUACCUGUCUGACAGCCCAGCAGAGCCAGUACCUGUAAUCCCUGGCCCUCAGAGCCAGGGUGACAGCCGUGUGAGCUCCCCAUCUUGGGAGGAUGGAGCAGCCCUUCAGCCACCUCCAGAUGAAGCCCUGCUGUUACCCCAUGGCCCACUCCGGCCUGGCCCUCAUCUCAUCCCUAUGGUGGGGCCUGUUCCCCACCCAGUGGCAGAAGAUCUUACUACUACCUACACGCAGAAGGCCAAGCAAGCCAAACUGCAACGUGCAGAAAGCCUCCAAGAGAAGAGUGUGAAGGAAGCCAAGACCAAAUGCCGGACGAUUGCAUCCCUGCUAACUGCAGCCCCUAACCCCCACUCCAAGGGAGUGCUUAUGUUUAAGAAACGCCGGCAGAGAGCCAAGAAGUACACCCUAGUGAGCUUUGGAGCUGCUGCUGGGACAGGAGCCGAGGAGGAGGACGGCAUUCCCCCCACCAGUGAGUCAGAGCUCGAGGAAGAAACCUUCUCCGACGCCCGCAGCCUCACCAAUCAGUCCGACUGGGACAGCCCCUAUCUGGACAUGGAGCUGGCCAGGGUGGGCUCAGGCAAAGCAGAGGGCCAGGGCCCUGGGCUGGGAGGGCAGCUGAGCGAGGCCUCUGGGAGAGGGGUCCAGCUCUUUGAACAGCAGCGCCAGCGCGCAGCCUCCAGCACACAGGAGCUGGAAAAGGUUGGCUCCGCAGCCAUGAGCAAUGGGCAGGGCCUGCAGUCACCACCUCGGGCCCAGAGUGCUCCUCCGGACGCGGCUGUGCUCCCACCCAGCCCCUUGCCGGCCCCCGUGGCUAGCCCCAGCCCCUUCCUACCGGGUGGUGGGGCCUCCACCCCAGCUCCAAGCGUCUUUAACCGGUCGGCCAGGCCCUUUACCCCGGGCUUGCAAGGGCAGCGGCCAAGCACCACCUCGGUUAUUUUCCGGCCCGUAGCGCCCAAGAGGGCGAACGAAAGCCUGGGAGGCCUCAGCCCCGCCCCACCCCCCUUCUUGUCCACUCCACAGGGGCCCACCCCUCAGUCCAGCUUCACCUCAGGGGUUCCCAGCCACAUGCCAGCCUCGGGGUCCGCCAGCACCUCACGCGCCUCGGGCCCGGUGACGGCCACCAGCUCCCUGUACAUCCCAGCCCCCAGCCGGCCUGUUACCCCAGGCGGAGCCCCAGAGCCCCCAGGUCCUCCUAGCACAGCUGCCAUGACAUCCACCGCGUCUAUCUUCCUAUCUGCGCCUCUGCGAUCCUCUGCGCGCCCAGAGGUGCCCGCCCCAGGCCCAGCGGCCCCUGAGCCCCGCAGCGCCCGGGAACAGCGCAUCUCGGUGCCAGCUGCCCGCACCGGCAUCCUGCAGGAGGCCCGGCGCCGGGGGACCCGGAAGCAGAUGUUCCGGCCGGGAAAGGAGGAGAAGAACUCGCCCAACCCCGAGCUGCUAUCGCUGGUGCAAAACCUGGAUGAAAAACCCCGGGCCGGGGGUGCUGAAUCCGGUCCUGAGGAGGACGCUCUGAGCCUCGGGGCUGAAGCCUGUAACUUCAUGCAGCCACCAGGGCCCAGGAGUUACAAGACCCUGCCUCGCGUGACACCUAAAACCCCGCCUCCAAUGGCUCCCAAGACCCCGCCCCCUACGGCUCCUAAGACUCCACCUCCAGUGGCACCUAAGCCUCCAUCCCGAGGGCUCCUAGAUGGGCUAGUGAAUGGGGCAGCCCCCUCGGCUGGAAUCCCUGAGCCGGCAAGGCUUCAGGGAAGGGGUGGGGAGCUGUUUGCCAAGCGGCAGAGCCGUGCAGAUAGGUAUGUGGUGGAAGCUACACCUGGUCCCCGCCUUGGCCCUCGGCCCAGAAGUCCUUCUCCCACCCCCUCACUGCCCCCUUCCUGGAAAUAUUCACCCAACAUCCGUGCCCCACCUCCUAUUGCUUACAACCCACUGCUCUCCCCCUUUUUCCCCCAGGCUGCCCGAACUCUCCCGAGUAAGGCCCAAUCCCAGGGGCCUCGUGCGACCCCCAAGCAGGGCAUCAAGGCUCUGGAUUUCAUGCGGCAUCAACCCUACCAACUUAAAACUGCCAUGUUCUGUUUUGAUGAGGUUCCCCCAACUCCUGGCCCCACCUCCUUAGGGGCUCCCAAAACUGCCCGAGUCCAGGAGAUUCGCAGAUUUUCCACUCCGGGGCCCCAGCCUACUGCGGAGCCCCUGGCUCCCACUGUGCUUCCCCCCAGAGCAGCCACUACCCUGGAUGAGCCCAUCUGGAGGGCAGAGCUGGCCUCAGCCCCUGUUCCUAGCCCAGCCCCUCCUCCAGAGUCUCCCAGGGGCCUUGGGGCUUCUCCCGGCUCCUGCGGUUUUCAGGUAGCCAGGCCCCGAUUCUCAGCCACCAGAACAGGAUUGCAGGCUCAUGUGUGGAGGCCUGGGGCAGGGCACCAGUGAGCAGGGCACAGGUCCCAGGACCAAGGAGAAGUGGAACAUCCAGUUCCUAAAGUUGCUUCUCCUACCCUAUCCCAGCCUCUCUUCUCAGGCAUCUGGGGGCUAAAUUUCCUCCUGCCAGAGAUAGUUUAAGAGUUGGUGUCCCAUCCCCCAGCUUCCUCCUCAAUCCCCACCUCCCUGCUGUUUUCCAUCCUACUAUCUCUGCUUUGGUAUCUUCGCUUCUCUUUGUCUCUGUAUUUCCUUGCCUGUACCUCUGUCUUUAUCUCCAGGCUUCUCUGCUCAUAUUUCUGCACAGGUCUCUGUUUCUUUACAUUUGUGCUUUUCUCUGUGGGCCUUACUUUAAUGUUCAGUGAGAAACACACAGAAGUUACCACUGGGACUUCAGGCAAGAAGCUUACCACCUGGCAGACAGCAGAGGGACUGACCUGUUUGCACUAAGCCCCUCCCUACUC
Propithecus coquereli (Coquerel's sifaka) is the source of this 3455-nucleotide messenger RNA. RefSeq names its product synaptopodin 2-like (gene SYNPO2L). The transcript has 4 exons. Gene Ontology annotation, cellular component: actin cytoskeleton; nucleus; Z disc. Gene Ontology annotation, biological process: positive regulation of actin filament bundle assembly. The record is from RefSeq and is a predicted model, not a curated record. Bases 70 to 3006 code for a protein of 978 amino acids. Gene Ontology annotation, molecular function: actin binding. Lineage: Eukaryota; Metazoa; Chordata; Mammalia; Primates; Indriidae.